GAUGUGUGUCUUUGCUCCAUCUAGCAAGUUCCUGGGCGAUCAAAACAAACACAGCACACACAAACAGUAGCUGAUGUCAGUGAAAGCUACUGAUGUUAGAUUUUAGUCUGCUGUUUCAUCAUGCUACUGAAAUCAUGUUGUAUUUACAGUAUCGGAGUUUUUUCCAUACUGACUUUGAUCGUGGGUAUUUCUUUGGUCUUGUCUAACGUGUUUCCACAUUUCGUACAGUCGAUGGUUAAAAAGGAAGUCGUUUUGAAGAAUGGCACAGAGGCGUUUGAGGCCUGGGAGAAUCCACCAGCCCCUAUUUACAUGCAGUUUUACUUCUUUAAUCUGACCAAUCCCCUGGAGGUGCUGGAUGGGGAGAGGCCCGCUGUGGUGGAGAUUGGACCAUAUACAUACAGAGAGUACCGGCCUAUGGAGCAUGUGAACUUCCAGGAUAAUGGCACUAAAGUAACAGCUGUCAACACUAAGACUUAUAUAUUCGAGCGUAACAUGUCCCGAGGUCCAGAGAGUGACCUCAUCAGGACAGUCAACAUCCCUGCAAUGACGGUGAUGGAGAGAUUCAAGAACGACUCUUUCAUGGCCAAUGUGAUCUCUUCCUACAUGCGGGGCACAAACGAAAACCUCUUCACCACCCGCACAGUGGGAGAGCUGCUGUGGGGAUAUGAAGACGGCCUGCUCAAAGCCCUUAGAAAUUUCCAACCUGAUCUGGAUGAUGUUUUUGGACUCUUCUAUAAGAACAAUGCUUCCAAUGAUGGCGAAUAUGUGUUCUUCACUGGCCAGCAAAACUACAAGGACUUUGCUAAAGUGGAUACAUGGAAUGGUGAAAGCUCGCUGAAUUGGUGGACGUCUGAUGAGUGCAAUAUGAUCAAUGGAACCAAUGGAGCAUCUUUCCAUCCAGUCAUCACCAAGAAUGAGACGCUCUACAUGUUCUCCUCUGACCUGUGCAGGUCUCUGUACGCUAUGUACGAGGACGAUGUGACAGUGAAGGGGAUCCCUGGGUAUCGCUUCAGUCUCCCUAGCAACGUGUUUGCCAAUAUUACCCUGAACCCAGCCAACGCAGGCUUCUGUGUCCCUUCUGGAAAUUGCAUGGGCUCUGGCGUGCUGAAUGUCAGCCCAUGUAAACAAGGAGCUCCCAUCAUAAUGUCCUCACCACACUUCUACCAGGCAGAUGAGAAAUUUGUUCAGGAUGUAUUUGGCAUGAGGCCUAACAAGGAGCAGCACCAGACUACGAUUGAUAUCAAUCCGCUAACAGGUAUCAUCCUGCAAGCAGCAAAGCGAUUGCAGGUCAACGUGUAUGUCGAGAAAAUCCCCACCUUCAGUCAAACAGGAACCGUGAGGACAAUGGUCUUUCCCGUGGUUUAUCUCAAUGAGAGCGUCAUCAUCGACGAAACGUCAGUCCUGAAGCUGCAGAUGAUUGUUGCCAAGCAGAAUGUCGUGGUGAACAUUCCGUUCAUGCUGAUUGGUCUAGGCAUCAUUCUGGGAGGAGUCUUCAUGUUUCUGAUGUGUCGACAGAAGGUCCCUGAGAGCACUGCUGCUGAACGACAGCCCCUGCUCUCUUCAUAGCACAAAACAGGAUGUGAAAGGAGGAGAAUUGCCAUGUUUGCAGUAUAAGUCAAUAUUUCAAGGCUUCAACUGAUCUGCAGUAUUUAUCAUCAACUCCAAAGUAACAGUUCCCAUUGUUAACCAGAGUUCCACCUUUUAAUCAGUUUUUUUGAUCUAUUGGUUUUAGGAAACAAAGUGAAGAGGACUGUGUUACAGGGUUGGGGUUAAUGUCUUCCUUUCAAGUCUGUUGUAAUGAUGCUAAAAUACCUUUUUAAAUUUUUUUUAAUGAAAUCUUAAAUUGAAAACGUCAGGGCUUGGUCUGACUAAUUUAUUACUAGCAAAUGUUAAAAGUUGGUGUGAAAACGUUUGUAAUUAUACCUGCACUUAACACACACAUGCUUUAUUUUUUAUGUUAUGAAUAUUAUUUCUGUUGCCUAAAAUUUGUUGUUCUCAGAAAAAGUUUCUCAAGUCAUUUUGACAUAUAAUGAGUUGGAUGUUGUGAGAAUAUCACAUUUGAUGGUUUUUGUUCAGACUUUUCUUUCAGUGUCUUGGGCUGGCUGGAGCUCUGAACCUAUAGUGAACUGGAAAAGCUUCCUUUUUAAAACCAUGUACUUUGUCGUAGCCUUCAAUGGAAAUCCAGUAAUCCACAAUACAUGUAAAUAGUAUAAUAACAUCCAAGUAGUAUUACUUCAACAGUAGUAGUGUAAAGGGAAGGUUUUUCCCUGGUGUGGAGUAUGAUGUUUUGUCUCAUGAUGGUGUGAAGCAUAUUUUCCCUCAUUCAGUCAUUCAUUGAAUUUCUACUGAUAUUAUGCUAAAAUUAGUGUAUGAACAGCUUCAUGCUACUACUACUACUGAUAAAUAUUUGACCAAAUGGAAAAUUGUGUUAUACCUUUUAACAACUAGGAAUUGUCCACGAUUUUCAUGGUUAAAUUCUGCACUCCUAAACAAAAUAUUAUCAGAUUAUUACAACUUUAUCUAAAGAUUUGGGGGGCAAAAGACAUUGUUUUUUAUUGGGCUACAGCUGAUUAGGUUACCCAUUCUUAAAAUGCAAUUGAUUUUCUGUCCAGCACUACACAGAAUGUCAUUAAUAAUGUGUAAUUUUCUUUGAAUUUGAAUAACCGCUGUGUCAAACACAUCACUAACAGGUUAUCUAAUUUUGUUGUCGUCUUUAUUUUAUAUGUAAAAAAGAAUGUUGUUUACACUACUACUCCUACAUAGUAAAAUCAAUAUGAAGUCACUGUUUACAUACUCUCAAUAGGUUACGUACAGUAUCUAACAAUUUGCACAUUGUCUUGUCAUUUGCUACAACUUCAAUAAACCUGCUUCAUAUUCUCUGAA
Siniperca chuatsi (mandarin fish) is the source of this 2883-nucleotide messenger RNA. RefSeq names its product scavenger receptor class B, member 2c (gene scarb2c). The transcript has 12 exons. The record is from RefSeq and is a predicted model, not a curated record. Gene Ontology annotation, molecular function: scavenger receptor activity. The coding region runs from base 121 to 1566 and encodes 481 amino acids. Gene Ontology annotation, cellular component: lysosome; cytoplasm; membrane. Gene Ontology annotation, biological process: receptor-mediated endocytosis; protein targeting to lysosome. Lineage: Eukaryota; Metazoa; Chordata; Actinopteri; Centrarchiformes; Sinipercidae.